CGAAAAUCAGAUCAGAGAGAGAAACAGAGAAAAUUCCUCAGAUUUGCUUUCAGAGGCAUCUACAAUGGCCGUCGAAAUUCCUGAAGAGAAGCAAUUGAUGCAAAAGAUUGCCAAGGUUUUUAACGACGCUCGAGCAUCUCGAGCAUCACACAUCCGCAAGCUCAAAGACCUUUCUGCUCUCCGUUCUUCAGUUCCUCUUGCUCAAUUCUUCGAUGCUUUCUCUAAAAACCUAACCCUUAUCUUCACCACCCAGCGCCGUAUCGCUUCUGUCGAACGGAUAGUUCAAUUUGUUGCUAUUUUCGCCUGCCUACGCGAUCCUAACCAUUCCGAGGACUGUGAUGAAUUUUUCGAACGGUUUUUGCGGCUUCUCAUGGCUGGUACCGCUGCUACCAGCAGAACUGCCAGAUUUAGGGCCUGCCAGAUCAUUUCGGAGAUCAUAAUGCGAUUGCCAGACGAUGCAGAAGUGAGUGAUGAGUUGUGGGAUGAAGUAAUCGAUUGCAUCAAGGUUCGUGUGGGGGAUAAAGUCCCAGUAAUCCGCACCUAUUCUGUUAGGGCUUUAUCCCGUUUUGCAAACGAUGCAGAAAAUAGCGACAUUCUUGAGUUAUUACUCGAAACAUUACCCUCAGAACAGAAUCACGAUGUUCGCAAAACCAUACUUCUAUCCUUACCAGCUUCUAAUGCAACAUCAACAGCAAUCAUCAAUUGCACAUUAGAUGUGAAUGAAUCUGUCAGAAAAGCUGCUUAUUGUGUUUUAGCCAGUAAAUUCCCUCUUCAGAGUCUCAGCAUUAAGCAGAGGACAAUUAUACUCCAAAGGGGACUUGCUGAUCGUUCUGCAGCUGUCACCAAAGAAUGUCUUAAGUUACUAAAAGAUGAAUGGCUUAUGAAGUCAUGCAGUGGAAACCCAAUUGAGCUUCUUAAGUUUCUUGAUGUAGAAACUUAUGAAUCCAUUGGGGUGUCUGUCAUGGAGGCUUUAUUGAAAUCUGGUCUAGUCAAGUUACAUGGUGGUCAAACUAUCAACCAAUUCAUAUCAUCAAACAGCAACACAACUGAAGGGCAAAAUGUGCAACAAGUGGAUGCUGAAGUUGCAUUGUAUUUAAGAACUUUAUGCAAACAUCUACAGACAGAAGCACAAUCAAAAGGGUCUGAUGCUGCAAUGACAACUGGCACUGAAGCCACUGUAUACGCAUCAGAAGCUUCAGAUAGCAAUGAUCUUCUUGAAAAGAUUCUUCCAGAAUCCGUUUCUGACUACAUUGAAUUAAUCAAAACUCAUAUCGCUGCAGGACAAGCUAAUCGGUUUAUAGCAAGACAACUUCUCAUACUCGGCUCCAUGCUUGAUUUCUCUGACGCUACAAACAGAAAAGUCGCAGCAGUAUUUGUGUUGGAAUUACUAAAAAGCCCUCUUGAUCAUGAAGUAGAUGAUGAUGGUGAGAAAGUUGUUAUAGGAGAUGGGAUUAGUCUAGGUGGCGAACGUGAUUGGGCUGAUGCAGUUUCUGGGCUUGCUAAAAAAGUACACGCGUCACAAGGAGAGUUCGAAGAAAUCAUUGUAGGCGUUAUAGCAGAUCUUGCUAUACCUUGUAGAGAAAGAACAGCGGAUUUUUUGGAAUGGAUGCAUUGUCUUUCUGUCAUUGGUCUUCUUCUCGAACACACAAAAUCCCUACGUUGGAUGUUUGGAAAACCCAUCGAACCUUCUGAACUUCUCCACUCUUUACUUCUCCCAGGGGCGAAACACAUUCAUUUUGACGUUCAACGAGCUGCGAUCAGAUGUUUGGGUCUUUUUGGGAUUUUGGAACGAAAUUUAACCGAAGAAUUAGUAAAACAACUUAGGGUUUCGUUUAUUAAAGGUCCAUCUCCAGUAAGUAGCAUGGCGAGUAAGUCUUUGAUGGAUCUUGCCACGUGGCAUGGGCCCGAUGCUGUCGACAAAUCGAUGAACCAAAAUCUGUCGUCACAAUUCAAAGAACAAUCCAAAACAAUUCAUCCGGUUGAUUUGAAUGACACAAAUGAGGAUUUGGAAAUUGAAGUUAUCGAUUUGUUAUACGCGGGAUUUGAAAAAAACGAUUUUGGGAAAAUGGAAACCGAUGAAAACGAAUCGGUUCAACCCGUUUUAGCAGAAGGGUUUGCUAAAAUCCUCCUUUUAAGUGAAAAUUACCCCACACUUUCAUCUUCUUCACAUCCUAUACUAUUAGCAAAGCUUAUUAAUCUUUACUUCAGUAACACAACUGUUGACUUUCAAACGUUAAAGCAAUGUCUAUCUGUGUUCUUUGAGCAUUAUCCAUCUGUAUCUGUGAACCACAAGGAAUGUAUAUGCAAGGCUUUCAUCCCUGUCAUGAGAUCAAUGUGGCCUGGAAUCAAUGGUGUUUCAGGUGGGGCCCCCGCGGUAGUAUCCCGCAUGCGCAAGCGUGCGAUCCAAGCCUCCCGUUUCAUGUUACAGAUGUUACAGGCUCCACUUUAUCCAAAGGAGAUAGACAAAAAAGUCAACGAGUCAACCGAUUCUUCUGAUGAUUUUGACUAUGGAGAAGAAGGCCUUGCUAUACAUAUCAUAGCUGAGGUUUUGAGUUUUCAGAAGAAGAAAAGUCCUGCAGAAAAAGCUUAUGUUUCAGCUAUUUGUAAAGUUCUUGUAUUGGUUCGAUUUAGGGGAUUAGAACAAAUAGCGAUAAAGUUAAUGAGGAAGCUUUUGAAUCGAGUUGCUGAAUCUGUUUCAUCGGAUAAAGAAACUUUAAAGGAAGUCAAACAAAUGGUUGACCAGUUAAAGUCGUUAGAUAAAACCCCGGAUGAACCAUUGCCUGUGGAUCAAGCUAAUAUUUUGUUAGAAAAGUUGGAUGUACAAGUGAGUAUCGAUGGUGAUGAGUCACCGAUGGACGUGGAGCCGACACCUGUCCCGAGGUCAACAAAGCCGGUGCGGGCCCGGAGACGGGCACGUGAAAAGGUGUCAUCGUCUUCUGAUGAGGAUGAAACCGUCCCCGACACUGUUGUUCCUGUGAAUCCUGUGAUGAUGAGUGUUCGAUCACAAAGAGCGAGUAAAUCUGCAGCGUUGUCAAAAAUGGUUUCUAGUAAUAAACCUGUCAAGAUUGAUGAUGAUGAUGAUGAAGAAGAUGAGGAUGAAGAUGAUGAAGAAUCUGAGGUUACAUCUGAGGAUGAAUCUGAUUAGAUGUUUUGAGUGUGUGAUUGUUGGGGUUGUGAUGUUUGUGGAUUGAUAUAUUUAGUGAAGUUUGUAAGUUGGUUGUCUAUAUUGUUGAAAUUGGCACUUUACAUACUCUCUUUGUGAAGUGAGAAGGUAAGAAGGUUGGAUGAGGAUCUUGUACUUUAAUCAAACAUAUACA
Messenger RNA from Lactuca virosa, 3317 nucleotides. The record is from the annotation of a GenBank genome assembly. NCBI's taxonomy places the organism in Eukaryota, Viridiplantae, Streptophyta, Magnoliopsida, Asterales, Asteraceae.